GAUAUUUCCACCUGUCUGCAACCACAUCUCGUGAGACCACAACCUUGAAAAAUUCAUCCCACUGCUGUUUAAUUACUUUUUUUCAAGUGCAGCUAGAACUAGACGAAUUUAAUCAAGAGAAUCAGCAUGGGGAAAAAGCAAUCCAAGGUACAGCACUCGGCUCCUCCGCCGGAGGCUGUCCAAGACUUUGUCGAGGACGCCGAGGAAGUCGAGCGGUGCGUGAGCGAAACGUACGGGAAUUUAUUGUCUCCGCCAAAGUUACUGUGGUCGGUGUGUAGAUGCGACGGAAAGACAGACAAUGCGGAUUUAGUCCCAACCGAUUGCGCAUUCCUUCCAAAUGGCCACCUGUUGGUCACCAACAUGAAUAAGCAACGACCGUGCCUUGAAGUGUACGACCAAAUGGGAAAACUGGUCAGGAAAAUUGGGCAUGAUAUAUUUAAACCUAAGAAUGUAAUGAUUACAAAGAAAGGGACUAUCGCCGUGACAGACUGCAGGGAUAAAAAUGUCAAGUUUUUCACCCCUGAGGGGAAAUUAAUUGAUCAAUGGAAGGCCAAGAAGUUCAACUUCCCUUGCGGAAUCGGGGAGACCAAGGAUGGGAAGUUUGUCAUUGCAGACUCGGAUGCCAACUCGGUCACUUUACACAACAGACAGGGCGAACUGGUUGGCAAGUUGAACCCUAAACUCGCUGGGCAUAAGAAUUUCAAGUAUCCUUGUUACGUUGUUGUGGACAAGAAGAACAACAUCAUCUUCUCCGACUCUGGUAACCACUGUGUCCACGUUUACAUGGGGCACAACCUACUGCAUCUACGCCAGAUCAACACGUACGAACACAACGACUGGGAGGCAAACACCAACCCGAAUGGCAUCUGUACCGACUGGUAUGAUAACAUCAUCAUCGCAGACUGGAUAAACCGGGACAGAAUGGUCUCCCUGUGUACCAGGGACGGAGAGGUCCUCACCUUACUGCACAAGGAUGAGGUACAAAGUCCUCAUGGGGUCGCGUUUGACACCAACUCUGGAAGGUUAGCUGUCGCUGAAUAUUCGUCUGUACCUAACUUGAAGCCAUGUUUGAAGGUGUUUCAGAUGUAUAAGUAUUUGCCAAAACACCAUUAAACUGUCUCUCCUAUUGGCUGAGGACGACGAAUUGAGGAUGUGCCGAGGACAAUAUCGAACGUCAGAGAUUGAAAGCAGCUGGAUCACCAAUGAAUACCCGUGAACUGUGAACGGUAACCAAUAGAUUUUGAUCGAGAGAUGAAUGAUGGAAAUGAAUGAGGUGAUUAUGAUACCGUCUGUUGUUUUGGCGGGCUGAUCACAGCCUUGCCUGGUUAAUUGGAAUGGAGGAAUGUACCUGAUGGUGAUAGUUUAUCCUGCCUGAGUUCUCCUGUUGCGGACGGUGAUGUCGAGAAUAAACAGAAGUGUCAGGGACUGCUGCCAUACUUUGAUCAAUACUGCAAAUAUCUAGUGUUUAGUAGUGUGCAUCGCAUAUAUGUUGUAAUAUUUUCUUUUGAAAGUAAACCAUGUAAUUUAUCAAUGUAUUUUCAACACUGGCCUUCAUAGGCCACUCGUGUGGUGGUGAUGGGAGGGUGGGGCGCUUAUGCGUUAAUGAUAUUAGAUAAUUUGUUUGCCUCGACUCUAAAUGUGCUUUUGCUGGUGGUCAUGCCGCGCUACGAUUGUCUAAUCGCUUGUAAAGUAAAAUGCAACGUGUUCGGCCAUGGCGAAAUAAUCAUACCUCAAGACGCUCUUCCACAUGGGUGUUGGCUAUUCGAAUUACUCACGCUGGCGGGACAUGAGCACGGACUGCGCAAGCCCACUGGGUUUAGAGCAGUUUUCCUGCAGCGGCGGCGACCGCAAUCCGAAUAAAGAUUAUUUAAAUGGCUAGGAUUAAAAACAGACAUUAGCUUCAUGUGAAAGUUCAUUUCGUCAUUCUCGUCGUCUUUCCUCAAUACGGGGUGACAGGGCGAGGCCGGAUUACUGCGUCCGGAGUGUAGUGAAAGUAUGUUUUUUUCAUUUAGUCUGUAUUGUAUUGUUCAAUAGGUCUUUGUAUGUAAUGGUGUCGCAACAUCUCUUGCGUGUUCUUUCCUCAAAGCUUUCGCAUGGAUGGAAAAGCAUUAUUGUACAAUGUACUGACUGUAAAACCGACCAGGAGUCGAGUCAGGUCGUGACUGACCAAUAAUACGCUACUCAAGGCGAAUGUUUCUUGGCACCCCAUCCCUCUACAGAUGUUUUGACGCCAUAGUGAUUGUUUUCAUGUUGCUUUUAUUUGUUUUCUUUGCUCAUAAAUAUAAAGUGACCA
Molecule: messenger RNA, 2293 nt
Organism: Lineus longissimus
Lineage: Eukaryota; Metazoa; Nemertea; Pilidiophora; Heteronemertea; Lineidae
Product: tripartite motif-containing protein 3-like
Exons: 2
Coding region: 127-1113 (328 amino acids)
Biological process (GO): negative regulation of translation; proteasome-mediated ubiquitin-dependent protein catabolic process; protein polyubiquitination
Molecular function (GO): ubiquitin protein ligase activity; translation repressor activity
Source: RefSeq, a predicted model, not a curated record